Molecule: messenger RNA, 2607 nt
Organism: Talaromyces proteolyticus
Lineage: Eukaryota; Fungi; Ascomycota; Eurotiomycetes; Eurotiales; Trichocomaceae
Product: topoisomerase I
Exons: 5
Coding region: 1-2607 (868 amino acids)
Biological process (GO): DNA topological change; DNA replication; chromosome segregation
Cellular component (GO): chromosome; nucleolus
Molecular function (GO): DNA topoisomerase type I (single strand cut, ATP-independent) activity; DNA binding
Source: RefSeq, a predicted model, not a curated record
AUGGGUGGUACGGCAAAUACCAAUGGCAACUUGAAUCCUGGCAUUUCAAUUCGGUUUGGACCAGUUGGAGAUGAAGAUACUGCAAUGGGAGAUGCGCCAGGUGAGGCGAAUGGGCAUACUGCGGGCAAGAGAAAAGCACGACUUAGUGCUGGCAAGAAGUCUUACGUGGAUCCUGACAGUAGUGAAGAUGACAAGCCUUUGAGCAAGCGCCGCCGGACUUCAAACCAAAAGCAGCUUCAAUCUGAUUCUGAAGACGAUGUUCCCCUGGCUCAAAAAACGAAUGGUACUAAACUACCUGCAGCAUCUGAGACCGCCAUAGGCGAAGAAUCCGACUCUGAUGUUCCUAUUGAGCGAAAGCUUGCCAAGGAGAAAUCUAGGAUCGAGCAAAAAGCCGAAAAGGAAGCCAAAGCAAUCCGUAAAUCCGAGGCUACUUCAUCCAAGAAAGUCACAGGGAAAACAGAAAAGACCAUUAACAACGUUAAAAAACAAGCUAAUGGUAUUAAACGAGAGCUGAGCGAAAAAGCAACCCCUAUGAAGACUGUUCCUAAAAAUGGCGUGAGAGCAGUCAAGUCGGAAUCAGUUACGCCAGCUAAGAAAGGAAAAGGCAAGGCAGCCUCUGUCAAGGAGGAGACGGAAGAAGCAGAGGGACUAGAGGAGGAAGAAGAGUAUCGAUGGUGGGAAGACCCGACCAAAGGUGAUGGCACAAUCAAAUGGACUACUCUGGAACACAACGGCGUCGUUUUCCCACCACCGUAUGAGCCAUUGCCUCAAAAUGUGAAGAUGAAAUACAAUGGCGUCCCUGUGAUACUUGAACCUGACGCAGAAGAAGUUGCUGGGUUUUUUGGGGGAAUGUUGAACUCGACUCACAAUGUAGAGAACCCAACUUUCCAGGCCAAUUUUUUCGAAGAUUUCAAGGCUAUUAUAAAGAAAACAGGCGGCGCCAAGGACUCUCAGGGCAAGCCUAUACAGAUCAAGGAAUUCGCCAAAUGCGACUUCAAGCCAAUUUUCGAAUAUUACGAGAUGAAACGCUUGGAGAAGAAGAACAUGUCGGCUGCUGAGAAAAAGCAGCUCAAGGCGGAGAAAGACGAAGCUGAAGCGCCUUUCAUGUAUUGCAUGUGGGAUGGACGCAAGCAGAAAGUUGGGAACUUCCGAGUCGAACCUCCGAGUCUUUUCCGUGGCCGCGGUGAGCACCCGAAAACUGGAAAAGUGAAAACGCGUGUGCAGCCUGAGCAGAUCACCAUCAACAUUGGCAAAAAUGCCAAAGUGCCGCCGCCACCAGAAGGCCAUAAAUGGAAGGAGGUGAAGCACGAUCAAGAAGGCACCUGGCUGGCUAUGUGGCAAGAGAACAUUAACGGAAACUACAAAUACGUGAUGCUUGCUGCGAACUCCGACGUCAAGGGCCAAAGUGACUACAAGAAGUUUGAAAAGGCCCGUGAAUUAAAAAAGUACAUUGAUAAAAUCCGCAAGGAUUACCAGAAAGGACUGAAAGCCGAGCUUAUGGCCGAUCGUCAGCGCGCAACAGCUGUCUAUCUCAUCGACAAAUUCGCUCUUCGUGCUGGGAAUGAGAAGGGAGAAGACGAGGCAGAUACUGUCGGGUGUUGCUCUCUGAAGUAUGAGAAUGUCAGUCUUCGACCUCCCAAUACCGUCAUUUUCGACUUUUUGGGUAAAGAUAGUAUUCGGUUCUAUGAUGAGGUAGAAGUCGAUCCGCAAGUUUUCAAGAAUUUGAAGAUUUUCAAGAAGGCCCCUAAAAAGGAUGGCGACGAAAUUUUCGACCGGCUGACUACUUCUGCACUUAACAAACAUCUAUCGAACUACAUGACUGGCUUGACAGCUAAGGUCUUCCGUACUUACAAUGCCUCCCAUACAUUUGCUACCCUGCUGAGGGAAAUGAGCGCAGAAGGCUCCGUGGCCGAGAAGGUGAAACGGUACAAUGAUGCCAACCGCAAGGUUGCUAUUCUUUGUAACCAUAAACGGACGGUCACCGCCGGUCACGCAAAUGCAAUGGAAAAAUUAGGCGACAGGAUCAAGGGUCUUCGUUAUCAAAAGUGGCGUGCCAAGAUGAUGAUGUUAGACAUCGAGCCUAGUCUCAAGAAAAAGAAGGGUGCCAAAUAUUUUGAGCGGGACGAGGAUUUGGAUGAAGCUUGGAUUCUAGAACACCAGGCUUUCCUCAUUGAGGAACAAAAGCAAAAGAUAACCAAGAAAUUCGAGAAGGAAAAUGAGAAGCUUCUUGCUGAAGGUGAGAAGGAGAUGAAAGCUAAGGAGCUCGAGGAACGACUAUCAGUGCUCAAAGAUAUGGAAAAGAAGUUCCAAAGGGAGAACAAGACCGGAAAAGUGGAACUUGAUGGCAGAGGCCAAACAAUCGAGAAAUUAGAAAACAACAUCACUAAGCUCGAACAGCGUAUUGAGAACAUGUUACUUCAGGCUGAAGACAAAGAAAAUAACAAGGAGGUAGCUCUUGGUACUUCGAAAAUUAAUUACAUUGAUCCUCGACUUACUGUGGUCUUCACAAAGAAGUUCGAUGUCCCGAUUGAGAAAUUUUUCUCCAAGACUCUCCGUGAGAAGUUUGACUGGGCAAUCAAGUCAGUUGACGAAGCCUGGGAAUUCUGA